AUGCGCUUCUCCCGCCUCCCGAAACGCCAGGCGCAAGUUUCGGCUGAAAACAACAACACCACCGACGCCCUCUCCAUCGAAGCUCACGAAGUCGACGCGAAGGACAAGGAUAGCGGCGACACUGAAAAGAAGGCCCCGAACCCCGCCUCGCUGCCCGAUAGCGACAUGCCGAACCCCGCCCCGCCCGGCCCCGGCUUUGGCAAGCUGGGGGACGUGGACUACGACCUUCGCGAUGUCGACUCGUCCGCGUCGCGCGGCGACGGUGGUGCUGCCGCCGCCGCCCCUGAUUACGACGGCAGCGUCAUCGAGGGGACGACGACGGUCGAGUACCGCACGUAUAAGCGCCGUUGGUUCGGCCUGGCGCAGCUGACCCUGCUCAACAUCAUCGUGUCCUGGGAUUGGCUCACCUUCGCCCCGGUCGCCUCCAUCGCCGCGGACUACUACGACGUCUCCGAGUCGGCCAUCAACUGGCUCUCGACCGCCUUUCUCUUCUCCUUCGUCGCCGUCUUCCCCGUCACGAUCCGCAUCCUCCACCUGGGGCCCAAGCCCGCCUUCAUGACGGCCGGUGCCCUGAUCCUCGUAGGCAACUGGGUUCGGUACGGCGGGUCGCACGCCCGGGGCGGCGGCAGCUACGGCGUUGUCAUGUUCGGCCAGAUCCUCACCGGCCUCGCCCAGCCCUUUGUGCUGGCCGCCCCGACGAGGUACUCGGACCUGUGGUUCACCGACCGCGGCCGCGUCGCCGCCACGGCCCUGACCUCCCUCGCGAACCCGCUCGGCGCCGCCCUCGGCCAGCUCAUCGUGCCCUUCUGGGUCACGUCCCCGGGCGACAUGUCCUCCGGCGUGCUCUGGGUCGCCGUCAUCUCCACCGUCGCCGCCCUCCCGGCCUUCUUCAUCCCCGCCCGCCCCCCGACCCCCGUCGCCCCCUCGUCCCAGACCGCCAAGCUAGGCAUCCGCGAGUCCGUCGCCGCCGUCGGCCGCUCCCUCGAGCUGUGGCUCGUCAUGAUCCCCUACGCCGUCUACGUCGGCCUCUUCAACUCCAUCUCGUCGCUGCUCAACCAGAUGAUGGGACCUUACGGCUUCUCCGACGAGGACGCCGGCAUCGCCGGCGCCCUGCUCAUCGUCGUCGGCCUCGUCUUCUCGGCCAUCACAUCGCCCAUCCUCGACCGCACCAAAAAGUUCCUGCCGGCCGUCAAGGUCGCCGUCCCCAUCAUCGGGCUGUGCUACCUCGCCUUCGUCUGGAUGCCCGAGACCCGCACCGUCGCGGGCCCUUACGUCGUGCUCGCUGUCCUCGGCGCCUCCUCCUUCGCCCUCGUCCCCGUCGCCCUCGAGCUGCUCAUCGAGCUGAGCCACCCCGUCAGCCCCGAGGUCACGAGCACCAUCGCCUGGGCUGGCGGCCAGGCCCUCGGCGCCGUCUUCAUCAUCAUCUCGGACGCGCUGCAGGCCGAUGCCGCCGCUGACCCGCCCAGGAACAUGAAGAACGCCCUCAUCUUCCAGGCCGUCAUCGCCAUGGUCACCGUCCCGCUACCGCUUUGUCUCGGCCUGUUCGGCCGGGCCGACAAGGUCAGCCUGAGGCGCGUCAGGUCCGACACCCGAAGAGCCCAGCAGGAGAACCCGUAA
Messenger RNA from Colletotrichum navitas, 1617 nucleotides. RefSeq names its product major facilitator superfamily transporter. The transcript is spliced from 2 exons. Gene Ontology annotation, biological process: transmembrane transport. NCBI's taxonomy places the organism in Eukaryota, Fungi, Ascomycota, Sordariomycetes, Glomerellales, Glomerellaceae. The record is from RefSeq and is a predicted model, not a curated record. Gene Ontology annotation, molecular function: transmembrane transporter activity. Gene Ontology annotation, cellular component: membrane. The coding region runs from base 1 to 1617 and encodes 538 amino acids.